Messenger RNA from Rhodotorula toruloides NP11, 1113 nucleotides. RefSeq names its product NAD dependent oxidoreductase. Lineage: Eukaryota; Fungi; Basidiomycota; Microbotryomycetes; Sporidiobolales; Sporidiobolaceae. The coding region runs from base 1 to 1113 and encodes 370 amino acids. The record is from RefSeq and is a predicted model, not a curated record. The transcript has a single exon. Gene Ontology annotation, molecular function: nucleotide binding.
AUGUCGGCCGCUCAGCAAAAGAUCAAGGUUGCCGUCGUAGGCUUUGGCAUGUCGGCGACAGUCUUCCACAUCCCCUUCAUCCUGUCCCUCCCCGACCAGUUCGACCUCAAGGUCAUCGUUGAGCGGUCCGCCACUGCCGACAAGUCCAAGGCCCGCAAUGCUUUCCCCGGCGUCAAGGUCGUCAACACGCUUGAGCAGGCGCUGGCGGAGGACGUCGACGCAGUCUGGAUCCUCUCGAUCAACGACACGCACUACGAGUACGCGAAGAAGGUGCUCGAGGCGGGCAAGCAUGCCGUUGUCGAGAAGCCCGUGACGCCAACGUCGCAGCAGGCAUACGAGCUCGCUCAGCUCGCGAAGGAGAAGGGGCUCGUCUUGGCCGUCUACCAGAACAGGCGGUGGGACUCCGACUACCUCACGGUCAAGAAGAUGGUCCAGGACGGCACCUUUGGCGAGCUUUCCGAGUUCCAGUCCAACUUUGACCGCUACAAGAACGUCCCGAACGCCAAGCUCUGGAAGGAGGCCCCCCUUCCUGGCGCUGGCGCAGCGUUCGACCUCGGAUCCCACCUCAUCGACCAGAUCCUCGAUCUCUUCGGCGCGCCCAAGAAAGUCACCGGCCUCGUCCGCAACUCGCGCUUGAUCGGACACGCAGAAGUGCCCGACUCGUUCGUCAUCCACCUCCACUACGACGCACAGGAGGGCAAGCCUGGCCGCCAACUCCCCCUCAUCGCGACCGCUCGAGGCUCCAUCCUCUCCCUCGUCUCUCCCCAGCUCCGCUUCACCGUCAAGGGCACCCAGGCGACGUUCGUCAAGCACGGCAUCGACCAGCAAGAAUCCCAGCUCGUUGCGCACGGAAAGGACGCCCUCAAGCUCCCCAACUUUGCGCAGGAGCCGUCCGAGAUGGCCGGCUUGCUGUACAAGCUCGAGAACCCGAACCAGCCGGAGAAGGUCGAAUCGUUGAAGGGCGACUAUGCGAGCUGGUUCGCCAACGUUGCCGACGCACUCAAGAACGGCGCCGACAGGUUGAUCGUCAAGCCGGAGCAAGCAGCGAUGACCAUCCGGGUCAUCGAGCUGGCGGAGCAGUCGAGCAAGGAGGGACGCACGCUCGACUUCUAA